Messenger RNA from Liolophura sinensis, 5542 nucleotides. Its product is annotated as arrestin domain-containing protein 2-like. The record is from RefSeq and is a predicted model, not a curated record. Bases 1362 to 2585 code for a protein of 407 amino acids. Lineage: Eukaryota; Metazoa; Mollusca; Polyplacophora; Chitonida; Chitonidae. The transcript has 2 exons. Gene Ontology annotation, cellular component: cytoplasm. Gene Ontology annotation, biological process: protein transport.
UGCCCACAUUACCAUGUGAAAGACAGGUGGGCUGAGUGACUAAGAUAGUUGUGAAGCACAGAGUUCUCCUUGCCCCAGUGCUGUCUCCUAUCUCUCUUACACCCUGUGGUGUGUGCACCUUAGGAAAACGAGCCUUAUAGACCAUGACACCCUGGUACUUGUCUAUAACCUCAAACCGUAGACACACAGGUAAAUUUCCUCUGCCUGGAUUAGCAUGAUUAUUAUGGUUAACUGGCUAAACCUGUCUACCGGCAUGUGUUCUGUAGGGUAACAGAGGAAUUGCAGGAAGGCUUGUAGCAAACCACUGUCAGGUGUGCCUUGGGUCUUGCCUUUUGUAGAUACCAGACUAACGAGCAAAGGCCUUGGUUGGGUUUACCUUACAAGAACAGACGAGUGCCAAGGACACUGAGGAACGGCUGUUGGACAGGAAACAGACUUUCCAGGUAUAUACUUGUGUGAGAAACUGACCAAACAAUGCUGCUCUAAAAUUAAUUACCUUGAUGUCCAGACAAUUAGUUUCCUGUCAGUGAACACAGGUUGGAUAGGGUGUGGAUUAUUCUGUACAUGUACUAGGCAAGUGUAUGUGCUACUGAAGCCUGCGAGUUUUACAGCCAGGAAAAAGCUCCGAAACCAUUCAUUAGAAAAUCGUCCAGGACUAUUCCAUGUUGAACAUCAAAAGACAAAAGUAUAAAAACAUUUCUGAAAUAUUUUCUGUGAGUAUGAAGUUAUGAAAGAGAAUUUUUGUCAGUGCUAAAAGAUAAGGCUUCAAUUUCAUUGGAUUAGAUGUCGUAAUAAUUUCUAACCUAACCACACCUGGGAUUUUGAUUACCAAGAGGCAAGGUGUUGUAUUGGACUGUUGGCAGGAUUAAGUCUUCUGCAAGAUUAGGUGAAGAAAUAAACCACCAAACCUUAAGUAUCAAUGCUGAUGCAGGAUUACAACAGCACAUGCCUAGGUCUGAUCUGAGCAACUGUUUUUCUAGCUGUACUAGCUUUCACAGAUCUCCUGACUGCUAGGGGAUUUAAUUUCCUUCAGGGUUUUGGAUUACCUUGGUGCUUUGGAUUUAAUCAGUGAGCAAACUAUUGCAGCACAACAACUGUCCUUGCGUGCAGGAAGUCACAGAUCUUUCUGCAGGGCCAAACAGGAUUUUCCAGGGGGAGAUUUUCAAGGGUUUAUACUGUAGGGCCACUGGAUUUUACCUGAAGGCACAACAGGUAGUUGGAUUAUAAUUAUUCUUUGAGGUGUGAAUGGCUCUCAGCACAGGUGCCAGUUCAGUGUGAUGUAGACAGUCAAGAGAAAGAGAUCAAUUCACUUGUUUAUAAUUUGUCGGUAUAAACUUUACCUGAUCGUGAAAUCUGCCAAAAUGUCAGCCGUGGAGCAUCUGGUAAUCAACCUAGAACAUGACAUAGAUGAGCAGUAUCAGUACCAGCCGGGUGAGAUUGUUCGCGGGCAAAUAUCCCUGCGGCUCUUGCGCCCAUCCCGCAUCAAGAACAUCUUGCUGCAAAUCAGAGGGGAAGGCGUGGCAGCCUGGGAAGAUCAGCAUUCUGGUCAGCGAUAUCAAGCCUCGGAAACUUACAUCAAUGCCUCCAAAUCUGUGAUAGAUGUUGGACCGGGCAGCCCGCUGAGCUUGCCCGACGGUCACCACGAGUUCCCAUUUGAGUAUUUCCUCCCUGAAAACCUUCCUUCGUCAUAUAUCGGCAAAUUUGGCAGCGUGACCUACGUCCUCAAGGCCACAGUCCAAGGUGAGAAGGUAAUAGACAAUAACUUGACCUCUGAACCUUUCCUUCUGCUACGGCAGUCACUGUUGUCAGAGUCCACGCGACAACCUGUCGAGAUCAUGCAACAAAAGCGAAUCUAUGGCACGUGUUCCUUUGGGAAGGUCAAGGCCGUUGUUAGUGUGAACAAAACCGGUGUUGUCCCUGGUGAGGAUUUGUUCAUUGCGGCUCAAAUUGCUAACCGAUGUCCUAAAACCAUCACGGCUGUUCAAGCAUCUCUGAUCAUGCAUAGCACAUUCACUGCCAAAAACUCCACCAACAGUUUCCAGCAAAUCGUCAACAGACGCAGAGAUGAGGUGGACCUUGGUGAGGGUCAAGGUCGUCGAUGGCAGAAUGUUCGCUUAACAAUCCCACCGUACAUCCCAGAAACAAAACUGGAAUUCUGUGACAUCAUAGACAUCACCUACCUGUUCCAGUUUAGAGUGGAAAUAUCUGGCGGCAAAGACCUCCGCCUAGAAAUACCUGUGGUCGUUGGCGCGUCGUCUCUCAAAAACCGCAAAGUGUUGGCGAUGAACGGCAACGGGAAGCAUAUCAACAGUCAGUGGGCAACCGUGGGGCGGGACAUGCCGCACAGUGACCUCACCAUGUUGGCCAUGGAGACUAAGGCCCAGGAUGACAACGACAACCAUACAUGGCAUCACGGGACGCUUGUGCCAGAGAUGAGGGCCGGUGGACCUGUCAACAACCCCAUCUUUGGACGAGGGGACAGUUUUAUGCGUGCCACAGAAAACAAACCCAUCGUAACACAGCGCGAACCCACGCCUGAUAGACAGGAUUAUCCAGAGGAGAUUAUAGAAAACACCAGAUUAUAGUGAACGGUGUAACACACCUAGGAACCACACACUAUUACAGCUUAGCACUGUGGCAUAGUCCAUAGACAUGUAGACUCUUGCACUUACAUUCUCUAUCUUCAUGUACUAACUGUGAAGCCAUUACAGGAAAAUGUGGAUUUUCAUCUGAUUUACCAUUAUUCUGAUUAGUACCUCAGGAAAUAAAAGCAGAUGGACUGGAUACGAACGGUUCAUCGUGUGAGUUGUUUUUGUUUUGUUUUUUUUUCAAACUCCUGAUCCUACUGACUGGAAAUGUUUAGCAUUUUUCUCAACGGAUUUUCAUGCAGAAAACAACAAAAGUGUACCAGAUGAUUUCAUGCACAUGUAUGCUACAAGCAGAAAGUAUUCGAGAACAACUUUGGAUGAGGUCAUAACAGAAGGUGCAGUAACCCAUUCUAAUUCAGUGGCUUACUGGAAGUGUUUGAGAACAAAUAAAUCCAACAAUGAAUUCUGUGUGUCGGUUAGAGGCUACAUGCAUAAAGUGGAGGCCACAGAACAGCUUUAUGUACAGAUGAACCAGAAAGAUUUUAUCACUCCAUUUGCCCUGGACAAAUUAUUGGGAUUCAUUACGUCACAUGGAUUGUGCAAAUAUCUAACCUUAAGAGGACUACAUGCCUAUACAAAUGGAAUAAGGUAUUAUUAAGACUGCUGUGCUAUUAUACUAGAACAUGUACAUGAUGGAUAUACCUGUAUGUGCCCUUCACGUAAACUGACUGAAAUAUAUGUCAAGUUUUAACAGUGAUGUUUUUAAUUAUUUUAAGACCAGUAACAUUACUUUAAAUGGUAUUAUGACUUUUUUAAUAUAAAUAUUAUCAGCGUUUUACUACACAGAGUAUAUAUUUGUGAAUACAUCAUAAAGAUGUGUUUUAAUUAUUGACUGUAUUAUUUACCUGUAAUUUCAUGGGAUUUUUCAAAAGACAGUUGCCCUGCUUUACAAACUUUAGUGUAGAAGGGGGAGCAGUAAAAAAAAACACCAUACAUUACAUAUGAUUUGAUUAAACAGUUAUUCACAUGAAAUUUUAUUUGAGUUUUCAUGUAGUACCGCAGGGCGAUUCACUGAUGAAAAACUCCAUACAAUUCUUGAUAGCUUACAGCAGCAGUAUGCGUGUUUGUUAUGUGUAGACCACACAAGGGUGUCAACCAUUCAUAUCUGACACCUUUGUCCUUGUUAUGUUAUUUCCUACAUACAUGUAUAUAUUUUAAGUGUUAAUAUCCUGAUGUUUUAAUCACACCAGUAUAUGGCAUUCGUAUACAUAUAAUUUGUGAUAUGGUACGUAUUAAAUCCAUCUUUAUAAUUCAGCAUGUUGUUCUGUAAUAUAACAUUUAUGAUACACUCUAUCAUUCUAAAGUCAUCUUGUCUACAAAAUAGCUUAACAAUGGUCAAAGUGGCCAGUACACACACAAUCAUUUUAAAGAAAUACUAAAAUAUGAAGUAAGGUUUAUCAUACAGACAACUGAAAACUGUAAAAAUACUUUCAUUUUGUUUUUUCCCCUUUUUUUUGAGAGUGUUGAAAGGCAUUCAAAUAUUUGAAUAGUAUGGUGGGUUUAUGAACCAAUCUAACGGUAUCUAGGAACUCUGACGUCACAUCACCAUUUUUUCCUGAUGUUCACCACACGAAAGGAAUUUUUGGGAACAUUAUUUCAGUAAUCUUCAGUAAUGGCAUAAAAUAGCUUUGAACACCUUUCUUUAAUUUGAUUUCUUGUUUAUUAAAAUCAGUGCUUGUUUAGUACCGUUAAAAUUAAAAUUUGGAAUAUCUGCACAGUAUGAUGUGUAAUUAAGACAAAUUCUACCAUGAUUUGAACUUCUGGGACCGUGUGUACAGUAAUCUACAAGACAUCAGAAAAAUGUUCAUGUGUUUAAAAAAAGUCAAAAGAAUUGGCCAUAGGUGAAAACCCCAACACCCGGCCACUGGUGAAAAUCCUAACAUCUGUCCAUUGGUGAGAAUCCCAACACCUGGCUAUUGGUGAGAAACCAAACAUCUGGCCAUUGGUGUAAAUGCCAACACCUGGCCAUUUGUGAGAAUCCCAACAUUUGGUCGUUGGUAAAAAGUGCACCACAUGGCCAUUGGUGAGAAACCCACCAUGUGGCUGUUGGUGAGAAACCCAAAAUCUGGCAAUAAGUGAGAGACCCAAAAUCUGUCAAUUAGUGAAAGACCAAAAAUCUGGCAAUUAGUGAGAAUCCUAACACCUUGUCGCUAGUGAAAAUCACAACAUCUAGUCACUGGUCAGAAACCCAACACCUGGCCAAUCAGGUGAGAAUCUCAACACGAGGCCAUUGGUGAGAAACUGGGCACUGCUGAAAAUCCCAGCACCUAGCCAUUGGUGAGAUUCCCAACACCUGGCCAUUGGUGAGAUUCCCAACACCUGGCCAUUGCUGAAAAUCGCAACAUCUUACUAUUGGUAAACAUCCCAACAGCUUGAUGUUGUGGUUAACUGACAUUAAAAACAAUAAAAAGUUAACAGAAAUUCAGGACAAAAAAAAAACUUAACUCAUCCAGUCACUGAAUCAACAACAUCCUUCGAAUUCUACAAAAAUUCUCAAUGUUUCUGCCUCAACAUCAAUGCUCAACAACUAGUGUUCAUCUUAAACUUAACCCUGGGCUGAACCAACUGAAUUACUGGAGAAACGGGAUACAACAUAGCCUACAUUUAACACAAACACACAAGAGAAGAAAGGGGCAUUUUAUACACACAUCCAGUUGUUAAUGACAGGAAUUCCACUAUGUUUAGAGACUGGUAAAAAGUCUCCAGUAUUUCCAUAGGUAUUUAUUAAUAGGCACCUUGCAUGUAUUGUUUAAUUUCAAAUUCAACACUAAGGCUACAGUACACACCUAUAAAAUAAACAAGUGCAUUGUUGCUUUGUAAGAUGGAUUAACGUAUUUUCCCUAAAAAUUUGCUGUUGAAUCAAUUUCUACAGCUAAAUAAAGGCUAUAAAGCUU